This is a messenger RNA of Ostertagia ostertagi, 570 nucleotides long. The record is from the annotation of a GenBank genome assembly. NCBI's taxonomy places the organism in Eukaryota, Metazoa, Nematoda, Chromadorea, Rhabditida, Trichostrongylidae.
AUGGUUCAUUUGCUAAUUAUUCUCAGUGUCAUCGCGACCUCGCUGGCCUGCGCUCCGAAGUCUGGGACAACUGGAACUGGAGGAACAACCGGCACUGGUGGAACAACCGGCACUGGUGGAACAACCGGCACUGGUGGAACAACCGGUACCACUGGAACUGGAGGGGCAACUGGUACUGGUGGAGCAACCGGUACCACUGGAACUGGAGGGGCAACUGGUACUGGUGGAGCAACCGGUACCACUGGUACUGCCACUGGGCGAAAACGUGAAGUCGAGCAUGCACAGGCUAUUGUCGUUACUAAAGCCAACUUCAAUCCGAAAAUGAAUCCAAUCUACAUGAGUGCCGUCGGAUACACGAUUGAGCAGCAUGCGUACGAACGCGGUCUCAUCCACAACCACGACAUGAUUCACGAGGAAGCAAUGAACAUAGGCGGCAAAUUCGCCGUGGUCUUCACCAUUCUUGAUGUGGACUGUGACCAGUUGAAGGAAUUCGCUUCAACAGCUAAAGAGAUGUCAACUCUCAUUGAGCAUGCUAUAGUCAACUGCGGUGCCAAAUCAACAGUUCUAUAG